Messenger RNA from Staurois parvus, 247 nucleotides. NCBI's taxonomy places the organism in Eukaryota, Metazoa, Chordata, Amphibia, Anura, Ranidae. The record is from the annotation of a GenBank genome assembly.
AAUGCCGGUUAUCUGCAUUCCUCUCCUCAUGAGUUGUCACGCUGACAGAGGAGAGGAGAGCCGCCCCAUCAAUGCCACCUGCCAGUGCCCAUCAGUGCCAACUAUCGGUGCUGCUUAUCAGUACCACCUAUCAGUGCCAUAUAGGAGUGCUGCCUUUCAGUGCCCAUCAGUGAUGCCUGUCAAUGCCCUUCAGUCCCACCUACCAGUGCCUCCUCAUCAGUGCCACCUAUCAGUGUCCAUCAGUGCA